This is a messenger RNA of Mya arenaria, 1587 nucleotides long. RefSeq names its product uroporphyrinogen decarboxylase-like. Lineage: Eukaryota; Metazoa; Mollusca; Bivalvia; Myida; Myidae. Gene Ontology annotation, biological process: heme biosynthetic process. Gene Ontology annotation, cellular component: cytosol. The record is from RefSeq and is a predicted model, not a curated record. The transcript is spliced from 10 exons. Bases 28 to 1146 code for a protein of 372 amino acids. Gene Ontology annotation, molecular function: uroporphyrinogen decarboxylase activity.
GGGACAUUACUCCAGCUGUAUUGCAAAAUGUCAACAACAGCCACAUUGACACAGACAGAGGCUUUCCCUCCAUUGAAGAAUGACCUCAUUCUUCGUGCUGCAAGAGGACAGCCAACUGAACGUGUGCCUGUGUGGUUGAUGCGGCAGGCUGGCAGGUACCUCCCAGAGUAUGGUGAAUUUAAACUGAAGCAUAAUGUUGGCUUCUUUGACAUGGUGAAAACUCCCAGUAUGGCCUGCGAAAUAACUCUACAGCCUUUAAGAAGAUUCAACCUAGAUGCAGCAAUUAUAUUUUCUGACAUCCUAGUUAUUCCACAAGUUCUAGGCAUGGGAGUUGAUGUUGUUGAGGGAAAGGGUGUAAUAUUUGACUUCCUGCUGCAAACUCCCGAUGACCUUGACAAGCUUCACCAGGACGCCGAUGUUGUGCGCGAUCUCAGUUACGUGAUGGAUGCAAUCACCAUGACGCGGCAUGCACUCAAUGGGCAGUGUCCACUCUUUGGAUUCUCAGGGGCACCGUGGACGUUGAUGAAGUUCAUGAUAGAUGGUGGAUCCCACUCUCCGCUGCCAAAGGCCCGUAAGUGGCUGGUUACCUACCCAGACGCCAGUCGGAAACUCCUACAGUUGCUAUGUGAGAAAGUGGUCGACUAUCUUGUGGCACAGGUCAAGGCAGGGGCACAGAUUCUGCAAGUAUUUGAAUCGUGUGCUGGUGAGCUGGGACCAGACCAUUUUGCAGAAUUCUCACUGCCUUAUCUCAAGGACAUAGCUUAUAGGACAAAGGAAAAGCUUUGCGAAACUGGAUUUGAACCUGUGCCUAUGGUUGUGUUCGCAAAGGAUGCCCACUUUGCUAUAGAUGAUCUUUCAAACAGCGGUUAUGACGUUGUCUCCCUUGAUUGGACUAUAAACCCAACACAUGCAAGGCGAAUAGCAGGAAAACAUGUGACCUUGCAAGGAAAUCUGAACCCGUGUCUUCUGUAUGCUAAGGAGGGUGAGCUUAAGUCUGCAGUGAAGACUAUGUUGCAGAGGUUUGGAACGCAGCGUUACAUUGCCAAUCUCGGACAUGGCGUUCAUAAAGAUGUUAACCCUGACAAUGUAGAGACAUUUGUCAACGCAGUUCAUAUGUUCUCUGAGGAUAUAAAUGCCACAUCCUAGCAUCUGUGAUAUCUUUCAUAAUCAGCAUUUUUAAUAGGUGGUUGGCCCAGAUUUUCAGUCAAUUAUAGACAAUGGUUCUUUUAUUCACAACCAGAUUGGCUGAAAAUUGGGCACAAACGAACUGUCUUUAUUUAGAAUUUAUGAAGAGGUCUUCAGAAAUAAAGAAAUAUUUGCUUGAUUUAUUUCUGGAGGUUCUAAAUAAAGUCACGCAUAUCAUAGAAGGCACUGUUGUAAAUGGAUGCAUUUAUAAAAUUAUAUAUUAAUUUUCAGUUCACAAUUUAAAUACAUAUUCAUGGGUCAAUAUUCAAGACACUUUUAUGACCUAUUUGGAGGUAGUUUUUAAUGUGUGAAUGACCCAUAUAUGUUUGUGUAUUACAAUUUCUACAACUUUUACUGACUUGUUUUGGACCAAAAUAAAAAAUAAAAAAUGAGAAAAUUUCA